Centropristis striata (black sea bass) is the source of this 3578-nucleotide messenger RNA. It is a transcript of the gene tmem132a, whose product is annotated as transmembrane protein 132A. NCBI's taxonomy places the organism in Eukaryota, Metazoa, Chordata, Actinopteri, Perciformes, Serranidae. Bases 87 to 3185 code for a protein of 1032 amino acids. The record is from RefSeq and is a predicted model, not a curated record. The transcript is spliced from 14 exons.
UAGGCUGAGGAAGCAACCUGUUCAAAAAAUGCCUCGAGCAAGAGAUGUGAUCUGAAGCUAAAAUAGACGGAUACAGGUCUAUAGUGAUGGCAGAUGUCAGCUGGGUUGCUGUGUGGUGGGGCAGAAGAGGUGCUCUGCUGCUUCUUGGGAUUUUCACAUUGGUCUCUCCAUCCCUCCUGCAGCCUCCUCUCCCUCUCUCUCUGCCGGUCCACAUGUCAGUUGUCUCUGCACCCUGGCAGUUUCUCCCACUGUCUGUUUCUCAGGCGGAGCUGGGCCCUCUUUUCUCCAACUCCAGCCCCUUUUCCUUCUCCAAGAGCCUUUUCAUGGUGCCCCCACCAGGCCAGGCCCCCAGACCAGGCCUUCAGGCUUCAUUUGGCCCUUACUCAGUAACACAGCUCAUAUCAGAGCCUGCCCUCCCUCUCUCUGGUCUUUUGUCUGCCACCCUCCUCUCAAAGCAUGUGGAGAGAGAGAGGGAUAAGGGCAGGAAGAGGAGGUUCCAGGUGAGGACUCUGUUCCACAAGCAUGGCGACACCAGCACCCGAGGGACCUGCAUCACCCUGCAUGCAUUCAAGGAGACAGAGGAGCACAAGGCCUCUUGUAUCACACAGCCUCCUCUGGGACUAUGCGUGGUAACUCUUACGCUGCCAAGUGACUGGUUUGAGGGUCACACCAACCAAUCACAUCUGGAUUUGGAAAAGUGGCACAGUAACAUCCACCUUCAUCACAUGCAGAGGCAGGAACGCCGGCGGAGGGGACAUCAUCACAGCAACUUACGGGCUCCCAUGAGAAACCAAAUCCAGCUUUAUUAUUCCGUCUCCGACACUGUGGCUGACCUAAGGUUGACACCACCACGAUGUGUGGAAGACAGAGAGGCUCAGUCCCAGUCCCAGCUCUUCCAUAUUCAAGCAGUGACACUGAAGGAGGAGGUCGAAGAAAGAGUGCAGAGCAAGACCAAAGAAGAAACCUGCUUGAAGGAGGAGGAGCAAGAAGAGGAGGAGCUUAGCUUGGACCCUCAUGUCAUGAUUCGCUACCACAGGGGUCCAGUCCUGAUAGGACAGCCAAUCAGUGUGUCUGUCAAUCUGAGAGCCAACGUCAGUGCUGAGUUUGUUGUCAUAAGGUUGAAGGUGAAAAAGGGCUUGGUGUCGAUGUUCGUCCAGAGGACGCUGACCUCCGACCUAUGGACCGUGACCCUGGAGAAAAGCCAAGCCUCCAAGCAAGAUGUGUUGUCCAUCAUCUGCCACAAAAACAGCACACCCAAGCACACAUACAAUCCCACUUUACUCCAGCAGGUGUUGUGUCUGUCAGUCUAUGGCCUAAGGCAGAGCUUCGGUGUUGCCAUGACAGUGCCUGCUAACUGGGGGGUGGAGUAUUCUGGCCAGAUUAAACCCCUAUCGCUACAUGAGACUGUAGUGAGCAUCUUCUCAUUUGCUGAUCGACUCAUCCUAAGCAUAGCUCCUAUCACAGAGAGUAACACGAUCAUCAACACAGCGAUCCUGACCAACCAGCCGGUGUCACUUCCAGUCAUUGUGCUAGCCGUAAACCAUGAUGGGACUGUGUCAGAUGUCACAUCUGCAGUCAUGUGCUACUCUACUAAUGAGAACACUGUCAAGGUGUCCAGCAAUUGCUCAGCCCUCUUUGUGGAUGGCAGUGAAUCAGGGUUGGGUAACACCUGUGUCGUGGUGGAAUUUUUACUGGGUGCGCUGAGGGGCUCUGUGUGUGUGGCGGUGUGGGCUCCUUCAGUGCCGCUGCAUGUGUCCUUGGCAGACCCCGUUCUCAAUGCCAUCGACGGCUGGAACUACUUCACAAAUAAAGGGUGUGAGCCAGUAUAUCAACGCUCCUCAGUCCAGGUUCUGACUCAGUUCACUGCUCAGGAUUCUCAUAGCAGAACCACACACCUCCUGGGCUCAUCUGAUUGGUUCGUGGAUGUUACAGAGCUGGUCCGUAACUGGCUUAGAGUAGAGGACCCUGGAGUGGCUUCCCUUGGCACCCAGAACAAUGUGAUUGGUUUACGGCCUGGAAAGACAUCACUCCAUGUCAUCUCUGAGCAGUGGGAUGGCUUGCUGGGCAGAUGUGACAUUACUGUGACUUCCGACCCGGUUACCCCCAGGGACCUGUCUGUGCAGGUGGUCAGCGGCCUUGGCAUGUCGGUCAUGGCUAGUCCCACCCACCCUUCCAUUGUUACAAUAACAGUAACAGCCUACAACAUCCUAUACAAUCAUCACCAGGAGGCUACCAUUAGUGUCUGGCUCCAGUUCAGUGACGACACCGCAUCCCUGCUCUCCUUCUUCAGCGACCUUCCCUUUUUCCUGCGUCUGUCCUCAUUGGCUGAGUCUGUGGUUGUGGUGACGCCUGGCCCCAACCAUCGCAUCUUUGCCCAGGGCGAUGGAGGGGGGCCUUUACUGCGUGCAGAACUUCUGGUUUCAACUUGCCCUGACCAGCCAAUCACCCCCAACUCUAGCAAUGAAAAUGAAAGGGAUUGGACAGACGCUGGAGAAGAACAUGAAGGAGGGACCAGGAGAUUGGCGAAAGGAUCUGGCUGGAUAAGAGUUAACCUUGACAUAGACUUCCUGCAGCCAGUCGGGGAUAAGGAGGGAGAGAAGUUUGAGCUUGACAUUUCAGACACUCUGGUUGAAUCAGACAUUGACAUCUAUUCAUCCAACUUUGAUGAGGACCAAAGUAAGAAUGUAAUCAGUGAUUACUAUGACAAAAUCAUUGGGAAGAGAACUGAUAGAAACUGGAAUGAAAUGGGGAACAGAGGGAUGGUCAGUCGGAACAAUCUGGAAAGAGCUGUGCUAAUGCCAAGCCAAGAGGAGGGUGCUGUGUACUUCUCCCCCAGCCAGGAGAAAGAAGAAGAAAGAAAGGAGGAGGGAAAUAAAGGGCAGGAUGCUCAAGAGCUGGAGAUAGGUGUGGGUGCUCUCCUCUCUCUGCUCUGUCUGUCUGCUGUUCUCUUCCUUGCAAACUGUCUGCCCUGUGCCCUGCGAGACAGAGGGCGGACAAAGAUGGAGGACAAAAGGGAAGGAGAACUAGAGGGAGGUACAAAGGAAGAAGAGGAUGAAAAGAGAAAGAAGAAACAGGUAGAGGACAGCGAGGCAGAUCAGAGGAAGAUAGAAGUUGAAGACAAGACAAAGCUGCAGCAUGAGGUUAACAUUAAAGAUCAUGUUAAAGAAGUAGAGAUCAUUUGCUGAUAUGUGCACAGGCUGAGCUGACAUUAUGCUCAAAGAACAUGAACCAAAGUCAUGACAUUAACACCCAGUUCAAUAUCACACUACCAGAAAAGUCACAGCAUGGCUUUCAUAGGCAAUUACUGUUUCACCUGAGAUAAGAUGUGUGCUGAUAAUAGAGAAUUGUACUGGCCAUCUGAAGAGCACAUUGCUGGUAAACAGCGACCCAUGAACACAUUGACAACAUACUGUAAACUAAUUUACAGUAUUCUGGAUACUUAAUGAUUGGUACAAACAUAUCAUCACACUAUAAUUAUAUAUUAUACUUACUUUCUAUGAAGCAGUGGUAGAAUGUUGGGUCCCACCCAUAAUAGGUUAACCUGACACUGCUGCUACUUAGUGACUAUUUCAUCUGUG